UACACAACAAUGAAUCUGUUUGUCAAUCAAUUUGGUGGUGACCAAACCAGCAACACAAACACAUAUGGAUCAACGAAAGCCAAAUUUGAUUACAUCAAUCUCUACUUUUCUCAUCGUUCUUCUUCUCUGUGUAGCAAAUGAAAUCGAGUCGGCACCUACAAAUCCAAGCAAGCAGCAGCACUUUGUGUUAGUUCAUGGGUCAUGCUUCGGUGCUUGGUCUUGGUACAAGCUUGUAACCCUAGUUAGAUCAUCCGGUCACAACGUCACUGCCCUAGACCUAGCUGCUUCCGGGGUCGACCCACUGCAGGCAAAGAAUCUGCGAUCGAUUUCCGACUACUUGAAGCCCUUGAGGGAUUUCAUGGAAGCUAUUGAUGGAAAGGUGAUUCUUGUUGGUCACAGUCUUGGUGGGUUGGCCAUUUCUCAAGCCAUGGAAAGAUUUCCAGGUAAGAUAUCUGUAGCUGUUUUUGUCACUGCCCUGAUGCCAGGCCCGGCCCUCAACAUUUCCAGCCUUAAUAAAGAGUCUUUCAGGAGACAAGAUUCUCUAUUAGACAGUCGAUACACAUACGACCAAGGCCCAAGCAAUCCUCCGACCACUCUCAUAUUUGGCCCGUUGUAUUUGGUAUCAAGAGUGUACCAACUUAGCCCAAUUGAGGAUGUUGCUUUAGGCAGCAUGCUAAUGAGACCAAUACGUUUGUUCAGUGAAGAGGACUUGUCCAAGAAACUCAAGCUAACCAACGAGAAUUACGGGUCGGUCAAUCGGGUUUACGUAAUAUCGGAAGGAGAUUUAGUCGGAAAGAAGGACUUUCAACGGUGGAUGAUCAAGAAAAAUCGGCCAAACAAUGUGGUGGAAAUCACAGGAUCUGAUCACAUGGUCAUGAUAUCCAAGCCAUUGGAACUUUGGCUGCAUCUCCAAAUAAUUAUUAAAAAGUAUACCUAAUAGCUUAAAUUAUCUCUAAAUAAUAUGUCAAAUUUUAAACAUGAAAUUUAAAUUUGAAGAUGUAUAUUAU
Messenger RNA from Malus domestica (apple), 1007 nucleotides. RefSeq names its product methyl jasmonate esterase 1-like. Gene Ontology annotation, molecular function: methyl jasmonate esterase activity; methyl salicylate esterase activity; methyl indole-3-acetate esterase activity. Lineage: Eukaryota; Viridiplantae; Streptophyta; Magnoliopsida; Rosales; Rosaceae. The record is from RefSeq and is a predicted model, not a curated record. Gene Ontology annotation, biological process: salicylic acid metabolic process; jasmonic acid metabolic process.